AUGUCUGACACCAAGGAAUUCACCUACUCAGACGUCUCCGAACACACCACCAAGAAGGACCUCUACCUCGUCAUCCACGACAAGGUCUACAACUCCUCCAGCUUCGUGGAUGAGCAUCCUGGAGGUGAAGAAGUGCUCCUCGACGUCGGCGGUCAGGACGCUACCGAGGCUUUCGAGGACGUCGGCCAUAGCGAUGAGGCGCGCGAGAUCCUCAAUGGCUUGUUGAUUGGGAACCUCAAGAGACAGGAGGGUGACCCCCAACCCAAAUCCGCCGCACAGCAAGUCGCCGACACCAGGAAGUCGUCCCAGUCCAGCGGCGGCUUGGGCGUGGGUGUCUACGCGGUGAUCAUCGUCGGUGCCGCGGCGGCGUUCUUCGCAUACCAGUACCUCCAGGAAAUCGUGACACCGUAG
Messenger RNA from Zasmidium cellare ATCC 36951, 411 nucleotides. RefSeq lists its product as uncharacterized. Gene Ontology annotation, cellular component: intracellular membrane-bounded organelle; endoplasmic reticulum membrane. Gene Ontology annotation, biological process: sterol biosynthetic process. Gene Ontology annotation, molecular function: heme binding. The record is from RefSeq and is a predicted model, not a curated record. Lineage: Eukaryota; Fungi; Ascomycota; Dothideomycetes; Mycosphaerellales; Mycosphaerellaceae. The transcript has 4 exons. The coding region runs from base 1 to 411 and encodes 136 amino acids.